GUAAAUGAUAACUUAGAAAUAGGAGAGGAUUAGUCUACCGCUUGGCAGUAAAUGUUAGCUGUUGACUUUAAACACAGUAGAUGUUAACACUGGAAUGCUCAGUACAUAUCUGACUGUAUUUGCUUGAGUUUAGGAAGUGACAGAUUGACAAGUCAGAAGGAAGCAUUUUGGAGUGAUUCUGUCUCUGUACCUGUGGACAGUUGAGAUAUGGACGCAACGCUAACUGAUGUCUCAGACGAAUGUAUGGACAGUGAGUGUUUGGGAAGCAUGACACCAGAAACUCAAGAUAUAUACCUCAGACUGGAUAGUCACCACAGGCGAUCUGGACUACGCCUGGCUCGUAUCAUUGCUAGGCAACAGCUGCUGAAGAAUAUAACCCAAGAAAUCGAGGCAAAGGAGGCAUGUGACUGGCUAAGGGCAGCUGGUUUCCCACAGUAUGCCCAACUUUACAAGGAUUCCCAGUUUCCCAUUGAAAUAUCUGCUGUCAAGAGGGACCAUGACUUUCUUGACAAAGACCUUGUGGAUCCUCUUUGCCGUCGUCUCAACACUCUGAACAAGUGUGCCUCCAUGAAACUGGACGUGAGCCUCCCCAAGAAGAAAAGUGAGGACUCUGAUGAGGAGGACCUGCUGGCCAUCAGUAAUAGAUGGACAUUUGAGCUAAACAGUCGUCGCUGGUCCCGACUCAAAGACAUUGAUUACCUCCUGGGUAGAACAGAGGAGCGGAGUCCCUCGGAGGUGGGGGAGGGCUUGCGGACCACCGUAAGCAGUGAGAGCAUUCUGACCGAGCUGAGUGAGCCAGAGAUCUGCUCCCUGCACAGCGAAGACUCCCUGGCCGCCAUGCCAGACUCUGCUUCGCUCACUUCACUGCACUUACCUAGAGACCUGCCUCAUUACGGUUCACUUCCUGCGAAGAACAGGCAGCGUGGACGAACGUGCGCCAAAGACUUUCUGCGGAGAAUGGAGACACUGGGUCGCACAUGGGGACCAUCGAUGGGGCGGUCAGAACGGCGGUCUUUGGAUAUAAGCGGCCCAGUUCUGCAAGGCGAACCAGAAGCACUGAAAACUCUACGAUGUGUUCAGAUCUUCAAAGGUGAGCCUUUAAACACUGAAAAUAUGCCACCUAUGAACAACUGCCCAACUUCGUUUGCCAGCAGUGAGGCCAGCAGCCAAUCAGAGACCAGCGGUAGUGCGGGAAGUACACCAAACAUGAAAGGGCGUGUCUCGAAGUAUCAAGCUCCCAGCAAACGUGCAGGCAUCUACCUGGAGGACAUAGAUGUUCUUGCUGGCGCCUCCCAGAGGAGGAGACCAGUAGAACAGAGACGCAAAAAUGAGUUUCGCUCCUAUGAAGAACUAUUAGUGCACAUCCCCAAAGAUCAUAAACCUGGUACCUUUCCCAAAGCACUGUCCAUUGAGAGUUUGGCACCUGCCGGUAAGGACCACGGAAAUUGGAAGGCUUUGGAUUCGGAGCUGCGGUCGUUAAAAAGCAGAAAAGUUGGUGGAAGGGAAAUUCGGCCCAUGACACGUUGCUGCCCACGGGGAAGUCGGAUAAGUGUGUAUGAUAAUGUACCUGGUUCACACUUGUACGCGAGCACAGGAGAUUUGUUGGACCUUGAAAAGGAGGGUAUUUUCACGCACUUAGAUGACAUUCUGCAGCAUGUGAAUGGACUGCAGCAGAUUGUGGAUCAAUGGUCCAAAAACGUCUUACCGGAGAGUGAAGGGGAGGGGGAUGGCAUCAGGGGGAGGGGCCAGAAGAUUAUUGAUGGACAGUCUUCCAGUCAAAUCACACUGGACUUUGAGGGGACUUCAGUAAUAGAAGGUCUGACCAUGGCAAGUGACGGCAACAGGGACGGGAUCUCGUUAAAUGACACGGACACGUCCAGCACUAGAGAGAGGAGGGACUCAGGGGUCGGGGCUUCUCUCACACGACCACGCCUUAGAUGGCCCAGCUUCAGGAUGUCGAACCUCCUCGGCCAAUCAGGAAUCUCAUUACAGAUAUCUAGCCAAUCAACAGGCCAGCUUAGCUUGCUGCAGAAGUUCUCUCUACUGCGUCUCACUGCUAUCAUGGAGAAAUACUCCAUGUCCAACAAGCAUGGAUGGACUUGGUCAGUUCCAAAAUUUAUGAAGAGGAUAAAGGGACCAGACUUCAAGGAUAAGACUGUUUUUGGUGUACCUCUGAUUGUUCAUGUCCAGCGGUAUGGACACCCUCUGCCUCUAAGCCUACAGCUUGCUCUGCGCUUUUUAAGAAGCCAGUGUUUGGACCAGGUUGGACUUUUCCGUAAAUCUGGGGUGAAGUCUCGAAUUCAGGCUCUGAGGCAAAUGUGUGAAACCUCUCCAGAAAAUGUGAACUAUGAAGAUCAGUCUGCGUAUGAUGUGGCAGACAUGGUCAAACAGUUUUUUAGAGACUUACCCGAGCCCCUCCUUACGAGCAAAAUGGGCGAGACCUUCCUCCACAUAUACCAGUAUGUCCCUAAAGAACAGCGUUUGCAGGCUGUGCAGGCAGCUAUCAUGCUGAUGGCUGAUGAAAACCGUGAGGUCUUGCAGACACUGUUGUGCUUCCUAAAUGAUGUCACUUCCUCUGUUGAGGAAAACCAAAUGACCCCCAUGAACCUGGCGGUGUGCCUCGCACCUUCUCUCUUCCACCUCAACAUCAUGAGGAACGAUAACCUGUCGCCAAGGUCUAUUCAGAGGAAGUAUGCCACUGGACGGCCAGACCAAAAGGACCUUAAUGAGAACCUUGCAGCCACUCAGGGGCUUGCCCACAUGAUUGCUGAAUGCAACCACCUAUUUGAGAUUCCUCAGGAGAUGUUCUCUCAGUCCAGGAACUCAUACGUGGAAGCUGAGCUGCUAGCGCCCUCCAUGGAUGAGCUUUGUAAAAAACCACUGCAACAAGAUGAGAAAGAAGAAGAAGAGGAAAACUCCUAUCGCUCUUAUCUGGAGAGCCUGAUACAGAAUCUGCUUAAAGAGACCAAGGAUAAGACCAAGGGUUGGGUGACCAGACCAGAUAUUGACAAUACUGAGCUAUCGUUCAAAAAGGUAGGAGACGGGUACCCGUUGAGACGCUGGCGUGUGUCUGCAGAGGUUGAGGCUCCUCCAUCUGUGGUACUGAACCGCAUUCUGCGAGAGCGCCACCUAUGGGACAAUAACCUUCUACAGUGGAAGGUUCUAGAAACUCUGGACAAACAGACAGAGGUGUACCAGUAUGUACUCAACAGCAUGGCCCCUCACCCCAGCAGAGACUUUGUGGUUCUCAGGACAUGGAAGACUGAUAUGCCCAAAGGUGUGUGUGUGCUGAUUUCGGUAUCAAUUGACCAUGAGGACAGCCCACAGUUGGGUGGAGUGAGAGGGGUGGUGCUGGAAUCAAAGUAUCUCCUAGAACCAUGUGGUUCCGGAAAGUCCAGACUCACCCACAUAUGCCGAGUUGAUUUGAAAGGAAAGUCUCCAGAGUGGUACAACAAAGCUUUCGGCCAUCUAUGUGCAACUGAAGCCGCUAAUAUUCGAAAUUCCUUUCAGGCUUUGGAUCCCGAGGGCCCAGAGACCAAAAUUUGAGUGAUGCAUAUCAUCAUCAGUACUGAUGGUGGACAUCUGGAAAUAGAGUGGAAAGGAGGGAUUUAAGACAGAGGAAGAAAGUGAACAGUUUAAGCAUCUUUUGCCCCUAAACAAAAACAAACUGUCUUUUUAGAGAGUUUUACCCCUUGGGGCAUUUGAUUUAGUCUAUUUAUUAUGUGUACGUUCAUGCAGCUGUUCAAAACUGUUUUUGUUGUCUUUUGUUUUGGGGAAUGUGUGGAGAAGUGAAAAAUGAUGGAUGGAGAAAGUGGCAGCGACGGACCCUACUAUAGCCAUAAAGCCAUAAGUCGUACUUCUGCUUCCGGUUGUCCAGACUUUAUCACAGCUCUGCUUUUAAGUCGGACCGACUAACCACAGCAGACAGCUUUAACUAUUACCUUUAAAACAUAGCUUACGACAAACACAGAGCAGAUGUGAAUGACAAGCCUCCUCACGCUAAUCAAAACACAGCAGGUCUGGUUUAGUUUUACUAAGUACUCCAUGUCGCAUUCAUAACAAAGAUCUAAAUUACUGCAUUCUUAUGAAGUUUGGUACGUUAUUCUCUACUCUCUAAAUGUUUUUCAUUUAUUUAAAAUUGUAUUAAGGUGUUUUAUCCUGAAUCAUUUGAAUGAAGCUAGAUUUACAGUACCGGUAAUUAUUUGUAAUUGUAUUUUUAAGGUUCUUCCCUGGUGACGUAUUGAUGUGAACUAUUUACUGCUGAUAAUAUACAUGACUAGCCCAUAUUCUCUAAAUGUUCUGUUUUAAGAAAUGUUUUGUUUAUCGUGUUACUUGGUUUCAUUGUCCCAGGUAAGCAAUAAUGCCUUUUCAUGAUAAAUCCAUCAGUAUUGUGCUCUUCUGACAAUGCAAACUUAACUAGUAAUGACUAAGAGGUCAAGCAAAAUUUUUAAAUAAUAUCAAAUAAUGUAGAUGCCUGCUAUGUUUGUUGCAAGUACACAAUAUUGAAAGCAUUUAUUAAUAUUAUUAUCAUUAAUGCUGUCUGUGUUAUAUGUUGCUGUGUCACACUAUGAUGUCUAGGACAUUAAUUCAUUUCACUGCUUCUGAGAAGCAUGUCUGUUCCAUUCAAAAAUCUGUACAUUUGUGUGUUAGUGUACAUGUGUAGAUAGAAUUCAAGGUGUAUAUUUUGUACAAAAAUAAGGCUUAUUGACAGGUUUAUCUGUUUCUGUGCUGUUUUGAUAGGAACAGUGUAAAUGGGUUUGACUUUAGAUCAAUGGCAGGCAGUGAGGCCUAUGUCAUGGCUUCAACCAUAGUUUUAGAGCAGUGAACGGGGUGAUUGGAGCACCUAACAUUUAAUAAUGUGUAAAAUAAACC
Xyrauchen texanus (razorback sucker) is the source of this 4872-nucleotide messenger RNA. RefSeq names its product StAR-related lipid transfer (START) domain containing 13a (gene stard13a). The record is from RefSeq and is a predicted model, not a curated record. The coding region runs from base 208 to 3546 and encodes 1112 amino acids. Gene Ontology annotation, biological process: actin cytoskeleton organization; signal transduction; regulation of Rho protein signal transduction. NCBI's taxonomy places the organism in Eukaryota, Metazoa, Chordata, Actinopteri, Cypriniformes, Catostomidae. Gene Ontology annotation, molecular function: lipid binding; protein binding; GTPase activator activity. The transcript is spliced from 14 exons.